UGAGCGUGUGCUGGCUGGGAGAGUGAGGUAGGGAGGGAGAAGGAGGCGAUGUGGUCAGCUUGUGAGUUCUGUGCUGGCUACUCGGAGUCAGUCAGGCUGGGCGCGUCAGCUGAGGCGGGAAGCGUGUGGUCGGUGCUUCACUCUGCUCCUGCCACUCGCUCGUGUGUACUCGUAUUCUCUCGACGGUGUGGCGGCCUUGGAUUACAUAAACGGGUGUUGUGGACGAGACAAAAAACUUUAGUGACUCGCUUACCUGUGAAGUCUCGUCGCGGAGUGAACUCAACGGUUAAUAGCGCAUUGCAACGUGAUAAGUGUGACGCGGAAUACCGAACGGCUAAAAACACAAGGAGGUGACUUCCAAUGCCGGUGGCGUGAGAGCAGGGAAGGUGAGGAAGGUAGUGCGGAGCAGAGCGAGGCGUGGGAGGCCAGGAGCGGGAAGUGCGAGCAGUGUAGUGGUAAUGGUGAGUGGCGCGGCGCAGUGAGUGGCGGCUGCGAGGGUGACGCACGGGACGAGUAUAGUGUCUUCCGCUCCCCUCAGUGUGUGGGGCAGCGGCGGGCGUGCAGGAGCAGGGCACGCCGCCACGCCGCCAGGGGCGCCUCUAUCUGCCCUUACUUCGUGUGUAUACCUGCCGCCCCAGGCGUCGCCGUGCGGGAGUGGCCGUCCCUCGUGGUCGUGGCAGUGACACAGCAGCCGCGGCGCGUGUCACGUGUUGCCGCGACCGUUUGUGUUGUCACCGGUGAACAGCGAGGCUGCGAGUGUCGCCGGGACGUGGCGGCGUCCCGCGGCAAUGAGAAUGUUCAAGUUUUUCGAGAGCGGCUCCUUGGCCCGCCGCCGCGACUUUGACCAGGAGGGCGCUGGCAGGCGCGGCCGAGCCUCGAGUGUGGCGCGAAGCGUCUCGUCGCUGAAGGUCGGGCGGCAAGACCCAUGCGGUGCAGGAGCGAGCCGGGAGGAAGCAUGCGCCCGGGGGCCUGGCAGGCGGCUGUCCGUGAGGUCAUCCGUCUCGGCGGGAGGAGGCCCCGCCUUACGCCGCAGCAACACCCUCCCGAGCAGGCGCGGGGCCCCGGCCUCUUCACAGCAGCAGGAACACGCUGAAGAGGCUGUGUCGGGUCGUGAGUCCCGGGAGAGUUGUGGCGGCUACAGCACCGCCACGGAGGGCAACCGUUUCACCGAGACCCUGCGGCGCCUGGGCAGAAAGGUCACUGGCAGGAGGGACCGCCUGAGGGGAAACAGCGAGGAGCUGUCGCAGGGCUCCUCUGUGUGCACGCUGCGACACGAAGACUCGGAAUUUCCUUCACAUUAUCUCAGCGUGUCGGAGGUCGCCGCCUCGGACGGCGUGUCGUCAGACAUCUCACUCGUGGACUUGGGGUCCAUUGACGCCACGCCCACCGUCAGCCCCUUCGGCAGCCAGGGUUUUGCCUUCCCCCGCCAUUCCUCGCUGAACUCCCUCAAACACCCUCGUUCUCACGGCCACGCCCACGCUUCUGACCUCGGCUCCCUCUGCCACAUCCUGGCCACCUUCAAGGGCCCCGACGCGCUGCACCAGCAGGAGGUGUACGAGAAUGUGGCUCCUGGGCACAACGGCGACGCGCGGCCCCACAGCUCCGCCUCCAGCUUCACCUCCUCGGCACGUGGGGGUCAGGGGUCAGGGGUCUGCGGCCGCCGGGAGGCCGGGGCACGGGGUCACACGUGCCCCAGGUGCCAAGUGGCCUUCCUGACGAGCGUGGAGCUGCUGGAGCACUGGUCCACCUUCCACAUGCACGAUGACCUCCACCUGCCGCCGCCCCCCCUCCACUUCUGCUGCCCCAAGCCGGAGGAGCGAGGGAGGGGCGCGCCGCUGCUCCCCGGGACGUGGGAGGACACGCCGAAAGGGACGCUCACCCCUCCCCUGCAGCUCGCCGCCACCCCCCAGGUAAGUGACCUGCAGUGUGUCCUUUAUCUCGUGAUGCAUAUUCAACAGGUGCCGCCGCUGUGUUUUAUCGCUGCCGACACGGGGAGCGCCAGGGGCACCAUGGGGCAAAGGCCGGGGCGAGGGGUGGGGGGCGGGGGCUGGGACGCGGGGUGCCUCAAGGCAUUACUCACUAGAGGCCUUGCUGAUUAUACUUUGGUUACGCAUUCAAAGGUUGGUGUGAAGGCCCGUUUUCUCUGCCGUGAAUGUGUCCCGUGUUGUGGCCACACACACACACACACGCACGAGUCACGGCCUGAGUAGUUUCGUGGCGGGAAGCAAACAACUGAUAUUAUCUCGGCCAUAAUCUUUUUAUAUUUA
Molecule: messenger RNA, 2267 nt
Organism: Eriocheir sinensis (Chinese mitten crab)
Lineage: Eukaryota; Metazoa; Arthropoda; Malacostraca; Decapoda; Varunidae
Exons: 2
Coding region: 789-2210 (473 amino acids)
Source: RefSeq, a predicted model, not a curated record